GAAUUCUUCCUCCUUCCAAAUUUCAGUGAUACAAGUAGGCUACAAACGUUUUGUGCAAGGUGGUUAGGCUAUUAAUUAGCAGUGCUUGCUGUGAUCUCUCAGAAGUAGAGGUCUGCACUUGAAAGAUGCAAACAAGACCAAGAAGACUCAUGCUAUCAGGAGAUGUUUGACUAAAUAUCAGGUGUUAUCACUUGUGUUGGUUUUUAGUUGUGUCUUUCUUUCUUUUCGGUCGGCCCCCCACCGCGUGCGAUAAUCUAGUAGUACCGAGAGAGAGGGGAAAUUACAUAAGAAAAACUUUGUUGCUCGAGGUGUGUUUGAUAAAAAAUUUCAACGAAUUCGGUAUGGAUAAGAAAUUUCAAAUCAAAAUGUUUUGUUUGAGAGGAGUAUUUGGUGAUUUGUUGGUAGCUGGGGAAUGAAGACGCUCCAAAUUGUAUAUAGUCAGCGGCUGGGGCAGCUGGAAGUAUGCUCAAACAUACUACUACAAUGGGUCGAUUGUCAGUUUAUAACCUGAUUCUGCUAUACAUUUGUGCUUCUGUUAUCGGGGCUGUAUCUCUUGACCAAGUAAAUAUGACGGAUAGCAAAGUGUUGAAUGUUGGGGAGGAGCUACAGCGUGAAACCUUACCUCUGCAAAUGGGUUCUCGCCUAUACCGAUUAAAUGGACUCGAAUCAUCUACUUGGUAUGAAGUGAAGAUAUCAUAUCCAGCUUCUAUUCCCUCCAGCUUUUCCAUUCAACUGAUAAGAGACAAAUCAGAUAUUGGGCACAACUGGAAUAGAAGAUUACUCAACACAGAGAAACUGAUUUUUAAAACUGACAGUAAUGAUAUUCCUAACCACCAGAGGUUGGACCAAAGUGAGAAAUAUGUUCUUGUAUCUGUGGAGCCUGCUGGAGUAGUUGCCAUUCCUGGCGUAAAGGAGAGGGAGCUCGUCUUAUUUGAUAUAGAUGCUAAGUUAUUUAAGAAAAUGGUACUUGCUGAGUCACAAGUGCAGAAAUCUGGAGAGAGCAAGGAACUGACUGAGAAGUUGUCUGCAUCUGUUGAGGAUGAAUAGGUGGACAGGGUUCUGAUUCUUAUAUUAUUAUGGUUCAUGUCUUAUAUCUUAUACCACGGCAGUCUAGUUUCAAAUUGAAAAUGUGUACCACAUUAUAUGUAUGUAGCUAAUGAAGUGUUAUGUGUUGGAAUUUCAGCUCCAAUAACUCUACAAUUAAGACCUAAACAUUGUGGAAAACAACCUUAUGUUGAAAUCAGACCUUGAACCUAGUAUUAGCAUACUCAACAACACACAAAACAGUACCAUAUGUAGGAAGAACACUACAUAUACUUCUUACUAAAACAGAUUGUAGUACAAGGAAAUAGAAACACUCAAGACACUUAAACCUUCAUGACUUAUUAUCAACUUCUAUUUACUCACAUUGAUUUGCUUUUAAAAAAAAACUUGUGAGGCUAGAAGAGAAUCCUAGUCAUGCU
Messenger RNA from Papaver somniferum (opium poppy), 1463 nucleotides. RefSeq lists its product as uncharacterized. The transcript is spliced from 8 exons. Bases 463 to 1047 code for a protein of 194 amino acids. Lineage: Eukaryota; Viridiplantae; Streptophyta; Magnoliopsida; Ranunculales; Papaveraceae. The record is from RefSeq and is a predicted model, not a curated record.